AUGGGUAUGCCUCUCUGUGAUAACAAAAAAAACCAGUUCCUGGAAGCAUCAACGACUAUGGAAUUGUCAAAUCAAAACCUUUACCUCUCUAUGUUGUGGUGUCUCAUCUUCAUCAUCAUUGUGUUGAAGCUCAUAAGUACAAGAAGCAAUAAGCCAAAUCCGCCUCCAUGUCCUCCUAAAUUACCUUUUAUUGGCAAUCUUCAUCAGAUCACAGGAACACUCACUCAAAUCUCUUUGAGAUCUCUCUCACAGAAGUAUGGUCCUCUUAUGUUGCUGCACUUUGGUCAAAUCCCAACUUUAGUGGUUUCUUCUGCAAAUCUUGUCAGAGAAAUGGCCACAACCAACGACGUCGUUUUCUCUUCUCGUCCCUCAAUGACAGUCGCAAGAAUCUUUUACUAUGGAUGUAAGGACCUGAGUUUUUCACCCUAUGGUGAAGAUUGGAAAUACAAAAGGAAACUCUCCAUUAUUGAGUUCUUGAGCUCGAAAAAGGUGAGGUCCUUUCAACUUAUCAGAGAAGAGGAAGUUGCAAACUUGGUUAAUAAGAUUCCUGAAGCUUGCAGGAAGAAUAUACCAGUGAAUUUGAUUAAGAUGCUUGUUGCAACCUCAGGAAAUAUACAUUGUAGAUGUGUUUUUGGUCACAAGUAUGAAACCCUAGAUGGUAAAAGCAGCAGGCUUGAAGAAUUAGUCAUGGACUUGAUGCAUCACUUCGGAGAGUUCAGUUUUGGAGAUUUCUUUCCUUCACUGUGGUGGAUGGAUUUUGUUACAGGGCUCAUCCCCAGAAUGAAGGCCAAUUUUAGAGAAUUGGAAGCUUUCAUCGACAAAGAGAUCCAACAACAUAAGGGCGGGAAAAUGAAUAUUGAGAAUAAGGACUUCGUAGAUUGCAUGCUUCAACUUCAACAUGAGGAUGAUACGCCUAACGUUGGCCUCUCUUUACCUAGCAUCAAGACACUGAUACUGGAUAUGGUCGCAGGGGGAUGGGAAACUACUUCAACUGCUAUAGAAUGGGUUAUGGCGGAACUGAUGAAGAAUCCAGAGAAGAUGAAGAAAGCCCAAGAAGAGGUGAGAAGAGUUGUGGGAAACAAACCAAAAAUAGAAGAAAAUGAUGUGAAUCAGAUGAGCUACUUGAGAUGUGUUGUGAAGGAAACUAUGAGACUUCACCCACCUGGUCCUCUUCUUCUUGCAAGGAAAACUGAUGGCAGUGUGAAACUGGGAGGGUACGAUAUUCCACCAAAAACAAGAGUGAUUGUGAAUGCAUGGGCGAUUCAGAGAGAUCCUGAUGUGUGGGAGAGGCCUGAAGAGUUCACACCAGAGAGAUUUGAGAAUAGUGAGGUUGAUUUCAAAGGCCAAGACUUCGAGUUAAUACCCUUUGGUUUUGGAAGAAGAGUGUGUCCUGGAAUCUUAUUUUCGGUUGCGUCAAUUGAGUAUACACUUGUGAAUCUCUUAUAUUGGUUUGAUUGGAAGCUGCCUGAUAAUAAUAAUGGAACUAAAGAUGAAUCUGGAAAGGACAUAGAUAUUAGUGAGACAAAGGGCAUGCUUGCUGCCAUGAAGCUUCCUCUUCUGCUUCAACCAGUUCCAUAUUGCCCUAAAACUUGA
Prosopis cineraria is the source of this 1593-nucleotide messenger RNA. Its product is annotated as cytochrome P450 71A1-like. The transcript has 2 exons. The record is from RefSeq and is a predicted model, not a curated record. Gene Ontology annotation, molecular function: iron ion binding; heme binding; monooxygenase activity. Bases 1 to 1593 code for a protein of 530 amino acids. NCBI's taxonomy places the organism in Eukaryota, Viridiplantae, Streptophyta, Magnoliopsida, Fabales, Fabaceae.